Mugil cephalus (flathead mullet) is the source of this 4291-nucleotide messenger RNA. It is a transcript of the gene plekhd1, whose product is annotated as pleckstrin homology domain containing, family D (with coiled-coil domains) member 1. Bases 600 to 2129 code for a protein of 509 amino acids. NCBI's taxonomy places the organism in Eukaryota, Metazoa, Chordata, Actinopteri, Mugiliformes, Mugilidae. The record is from RefSeq and is a predicted model, not a curated record. The transcript has 13 exons.
CAUGUCCUGUAAAUUAAUCUGAUACUGGCGACGCUAAAGCUGCACGUUAGCCGCUCCGUGUCCCUCCAUCCUCUUUACUAGAGAGUCGCGAGGCCACAGAUGUCCCCCCUAAGUCACCACCGGAGUGAUGGAGUAAUGGAAGGAUGGAUGGAUGGAUGGAUGGAUGGAGUGGUACCUGCCAAUAGCUGGAGACUCUCUGCUUUCUGCGAGUGCUGUAAUCUGAAUAACAGCUUUUACUGGCUGGGAUAUAUGUAUCGACCGGCUUCAGAUUUUUGCAACUCGUUCCCUCCCCCGCUCCCCCCCCCCCUGCAUCCCUCCUCUUCCUCCCUCAUCAUCGCGUCAUCCCGUUUGCAGCCAGUCUGCCUCCAGCUGCGUAUCGACAGCUGCAUCAUUCCACCCUGCUGAGUUAUCGGGAUUUGUUUGCUACUUUUUCCUGCUCUGUAUUGAAGCUGUCCCUGCUGCACCUCUGUGUGUGUUAUUGGGUGUUGUCCGACUAAUUGUUAUUGACUUGAGUUUUUUUUUUUUUUUAUAUAUUAUUCAUAGAUUUUUUUUUUUUUUUUGCCCCACCUCCUCCCGGGGAAAGGGAACCCACACAGAGGAUGUUCACGUCUUCAUCCAGACACUCUCUGUUCUCGCCCUGGUCGUCCAUGGAGCAGUCGGACUCUGAAGUGUUGGACAUCAGCACCAAGGUGCAGCUGCACGGCGUCCUGUGGAAGAGGCCCUUCGGGCGGCCGUCGGCCAAGUGGUCCCGCAGAUUCUUCAUCAUCAAAGACAGCUUCUUGCUCUACUAUGCAGAGAGCGAGAAGAGAAGCUUUGAGACCAACAGGUACUUCAACAUCCACCCGAAGGGCGUCAUUCCUCUGGGAGGAUGUGUGGUGUCAGCCAAUGAGGACUUGGGGAUGCCCUUCGCCAUCGUGAUCAACCUUGAGGAUUUCACUGGUACCAUCGUCCUGGCUGCUGAGUCUGGGGAGGACCAGGUCCAGUGGAUGGAGAUGCUCCAGGAGUCAGGGAAAGUCACGUGGAAAAACGCGCAGCUCGGGGAGGCCAUGAUCGAGAGUCUGGAGGCUCAGGGGCUGCAGCUGGCCAAGGAGAAGCAGGAAUACCUGGAUAAACUGAUGGAAGAGACAGAGGAGCUCAGUCACCAGCGGGCGCAGAGAGAGGAGCUGGAGCGUCUCAACCAGAUCCUGGAGGAGGAGAAAAUGAAGUAUGAGGAGGUGGUGCUGGAGCUGAAGGCGGAGCAGGAGCAGAUCAAACUCGACCUGGACGGCACGUCUCAGUCCCUGAAAGGCGUUGAGCGUGAGAAGGAGGAGCUGAGCUGCUUGACGGUUGCGCUGCAGAAGUCUAUUGAGGAGCUGUCUCAGGAGAAGCAGCGGACCCUGGAGCUGCUGGGGGUGAAGGAGGAGGUGAAGGAGGACAGUCCGGAGCUGAGCUGCGAGGCCGCGGAGGACGAGGGGGAGCUCGGAGACGGGGACCUGCUGCGGGACCUGCGACACAUCGAGGAGCAAAUGAAGCUGCUGCUGAAAGAGAAGGAGCAGGCUGACGAGAUGCUCAGAGAGAACGCGACGCGUGCUCAGGUCCUGCAGCAGGAGAGGGAGUACUACUCGUCUCAGGCCAGCACCCUGCAGCAGUCGCUGUCUCAGCUCAGCGUCGACAAGCAGCAGACGGAGGCCGAGCUCAAGGCGGAGAUGGAGUCUCGGGUGGAGUUGGAGAAGAAGCUGAAGCAGGCCGAGGAGGCUCUGCAGGACCUGGAGAAAGGCCUGAACUCACUGGACCGAAGCAAAGAGAGAGACGAGAAGAUGAAGGGGGACGUCACUCAUCUGAGGAAGUUCUUUGAGGAGUGUAUCUGCGCUGCAGAGAUCGAGGCCAAGCUCCCGUCCAUCAUGAAGAACGCCGUGUACCUUCACAAAGCUGCUGCACGCAGAAUCAAGAGCUGCCGGAUCCAGAGGAGGGCCUCCAGACGCCACUGGUUGCAACACUCAAAGUCGUUCGCCGUGGCCAACAGCGGCGACGGCGACAGCUUUCAGGAGCUGAGGGAGAAGGCCCGGAGGCUGACCUCCGACAGCAGCUUCAGAGAGAGCGUGUACAAGAUCAUCACCCGCAAGGACGCCGCAAACAAACCCGAGGACUGAGGCCGGAGGAGGGUUCAAAGAAAAGAGGAGGAAGAAGAGCAGCAGAAUUAAACGAAGCCACUGUUAAAGUAUUGCAGGUGAAUGUGCACAGAAAUCUGUUUGAUGGAAGGCCGGUGCAGAUUUUAGUGGAUUUUAUAAAACUUUUUCAACCAACAGCUGCAGGAACUAAACAGGGAACUAAAUCCUGACUGUGUUUCUGAUGCAUCUAGAAGUUUAAGGCAGAUUAAACUGAGUUUCCACUUCAAAAAAAUAAAAAUAAGAAAAAGGAUGAGGAUGGAAAGAAAUAGAUUUUAAUUUGCAAGAAAAGAGAGACUGGAGACGACAGCUGAUGAUCUGAUUAUUGGAAUAUUUUUACCAGCCUCAUCAGUUUUACAGCUUUUACCACAUUACUGUUGUAUUCGAUGGAAGUUUCCUCUCAUGAGGAGUGACACCACCAUCAAACCUGGCUGUUAUUUAUUCCAAACAUAACUGCAAUGGCAGUACUACAAGUAUUAUUUUUAUAUAUAUUUAUAUAAUUUGGUGCAUAUGCAGCCAGCUGUAUCCACAAUCUGGUCCAUUUAUUCACUAUGUAUUCCACAAUAAGAUCAUCUUACAGCACGCACGUUACUUUCUUUUUUACACUUUACCGACGAGGAAAUGGCAAAAAAUGUUUGAAGGAACCAUUAUCCUCUAGAGAGCAGGGAAAUGAGUGGACGAGCUCACGUUUUUGAGCUGAUGUAGUGGAAAACCAACUCAAUAAUUUCUGAUAUUCAGUGGUUCCUGGAACUGUUGGACUGAAAAUGGACGUAAGAACAAUAAAAAAUAUCGAUGUUAAAUCCAGGCAGAAGUACCAGACGGUAUCAGGGUAUCACGUUCGACAUCAGCAGAAGUGGUGAGAAGCACAUUUACUCAAAUAUGGUUCUUAAAGAUAAUAUUAUUUCCUUUUGUGCUUGAGAAAGAAAAACAAAAUAUUCUCCUGUAUUUGUCGGCAGGAGGCGGCAGAAAACUUAAGAUUUAACCUCCUGAGACCCUGCGUCCUCAUAUGGGGACAUUAGGUUUCAGGUCUGUAGUAUCUUCUUAUUCUGCUUCAUUUAGACCCGUUGUCCUCGUAAGUGGACGCCUUUAGUCUGCCAUCUAGUGGCAGCAAAUGAUAGCAAAUUAUUUUAUUUUAUUUUAUUUUUAUGGAUGAAACGUGUCUAUUUAUGCUUAUUAACGUCUCUCGUUUGAUGUGAUGCGCAAAUGUAACUAAUUCUAUCUGUAGUGAAAAACUACAGUGUCACUAACUAGCAAGUCCCCGUUUGAGGACGUUGGUACUACAUGUUGUGUAGAUGAUGCUUCGUUUUUAAAUUAACAGUACUUAGAAAAAUAAGAGCUCAGGUCUCAGGAGGUUAAUUUUGAAAUGGUAAAACUACUUUUUGGUUUAAAAAUCUAUUUUUGACAUUUAAAUAAUAGUUUGAGGUUUAAAGAAUUCACAAAAAAUAUGAGGGAAAACAUUAAAGAAAAAAAAGAAAUUGCGUCAUUUUGUUUUCUGUCCCAUCAGUUAGUUCAGGACCAAACUGAUUUAUUUUUAUUUUAUUUUAUUUUAUUUUAUCUCUCUGUAUGAGUCAAACCUUUAUUUGAGAACAACUUGAGACCAAAAUAUUUACUUUUAUGAAUUAGUAGUUACAAAAUCUACUGUAAAAUGAUGCAUUAAAAUAAAACCUAGGUUUUUACCCUAAUGAGUUCUUCUUCCACCACUGAACAUUUAUGCUUUGGCCUGUUAGAUGUUUAAUUGUUAACCAGUUUUAUCCGAACGAGUCCAUCUAUAAUAAACCUACAGUUAAGUUUAGCAGACAGCACACAGAAUGCGAACCCAUCUUGUAAAAUGUUUCUUUUUAUUUUUCCCGUUUUGAUUGUAUGCACAGAUUGUGUUUUUUUGCUUUGAGAGGGUCGAUGGAAAACUAAACGAUAAAUGAAGUCACAGAUGUGCCCGAUAUCAACCACGACCGUUUCGUUAUUGCUACACCUGACGAUCCUUUCACCUCGACGAUGUAGCGCAGUGAGAUUCACCAAAGCGAGCGUUUAAUGAUCAUGUACAAAUGAUAAACAACCGAGACAGAAAGGAAGCCGGGGGAAGGUCAGAAGGAACAGACUGUGGACUGAACAACAUGCCUUGAUGCUAAUAAAGCUUUGUUUGAACCUUG